GUCGCCUCUGGGCUCCGUUCCCCCCCCCCCCGCCCCCCCUUGGGUUUGACCUACACCCGCCCGGAGAAAGAUGGCGGCGCCAGCAGCGGCCGGGCUCUCCCGGCAGGUACGGAGCUUCAGCACGUCUGUGGUCAGGCCCUUCGCCAAGCUCGUGAGGCCCCCUGUGCAGAUUUAUGGCAUUGAAGGUCGCUAUGCCACCGCCCUUUAUUCUGCUGCUUCCAAACAGAAUAAACUGGACCAAGUGGAAAAGGAGUUGCUACGGAUGGGGCAACUCCUGAAGGACCCCAAGGUGUCUCUUGCGGUUCUGAACCCCUACGUCAAGCGCUCCAUCAAAGCGAAAAGCCUGGCUAGUAUCACAGCCAAGGAAAAGUUUUCUCCACUGACAGCCAACCUCAUGAAUGUGCUUGCUGAGAACGGACGGCUAAGCAAUACCCAGGCGGUCAUCUCUGCCUUUUCCACCAUCAUGAGUGUCCACCGUGGAGAAGUGCCGUGCACAGUGACCACAGCAUCUCCUUUAGAUGACGCUGUUCUCUCCGAGUUAAAGACCGUGCUGAAGAGCUUCCUGGGUCAAGGACAGAUAUUGAAACUGGAGGUUAAGACUGAUCCAUCAAUCAUGGGUGGCAUGAUUGUCCGAAUUGGGGAGAAAUACGUUGACAUGUCUGCGAAGACCAAGAUUCAGAAGCUCAGCCAGGCCAUGCGGGAGAUGCUCUGAAGGCCGUUGCCUGUGUGAGCGCUCAUCCUUGGAGCAACAAUAAACCGCUUCCUAAACAGAG
Alexandromys fortis (reed vole) is the source of this 773-nucleotide messenger RNA. It is a transcript of the gene Atp5po, whose product is annotated as ATP synthase peripheral stalk subunit OSCP. Bases 71 to 712 code for a protein of 213 amino acids. Gene Ontology annotation, molecular function: proton-transporting ATP synthase activity, rotational mechanism. Gene Ontology annotation, cellular component: membrane. NCBI's taxonomy places the organism in Eukaryota, Metazoa, Chordata, Mammalia, Rodentia, Cricetidae. Gene Ontology annotation, biological process: proton motive force-driven mitochondrial ATP synthesis. The record is from RefSeq and is a predicted model, not a curated record. The transcript has 7 exons.